UAUAUAUUUUACAUUUAGUGACAACAACCCUCCCUUACAAAGCUGCAUUAUUAUUAUUAUAUAUAUAUAAUUUUUAUCCUCUUCUGUAAUUUCACUUAGAGACAAAUGUGCAUAAACCUGUCCAUUUUUUAUAAUAAAAUCACAACUUCAAUCAUCACUACUGGCAAAAUUACCUGCAUAUUUCAGUUUUGCUAUAAAUCAUAGUAUUUACAUUAAUUCAAUUAUUAAUUUGAUAUGUAGACUACAGAAUGGAAAUGGUAUGUGUGUUUAUUUACCCGUACACAUGAUGCAACUCGAACUCACUUUCACAGUCAUGUCAAAGUGACCUGCAUUCUCAAAGUGUCUAGAGAAAGCGGGUCAGGACUAAAUAUAUACUCGAGGACCUGCAAAAACAAACUCAGUCUGUAUUUUGCUAUGCUGAAUGGUGCUUGACUUUGCGUCAGAUAGGUUAUCAAACUUUCAGAUAGAAAUAGAGUUAAAACUUGUAGUAGCAGCCAGUUUUAUAACUCCUCGACAAGACUUCAGUUCUUGUUCAUGUGUAUGUCUUUGUAAACUCUGAACCAUAAUGGAGUACAUUGAACAAACGGAUGAAGAUCAGCUCAUUGAGUAUGCUAUUCAAUUGAGCCUCCAAGAUGCUUGCGGCUUCUCUAUUUUGAAUAACCCACUAAGCACAUUAGAAACAGUCAUCGAUGAAAACCUCAAGAUUUUAUCUGCAAUAAAGCAAGGUGAUGUUCUUGCACUAAAGCAACUGCAUAAGUGCAGCAAAGCCUUUAAGGAAAGAGACAGCAGGGGUUGGCUUCCUUUGCACAGAGCUUCAGUCCAGCCAGAUGCACAUGUGCUGGAUACUGUCCUUAUGGCAUCCUAUGAGCUGAGUAUGGAGGAGGUGACAGGUGAUGGAGAGACCGCUCUGACUCUGGCUUCUCAAGCAGGAUAUUUGGAGAACGUGAAGGUUCUGCUCCAGCACGGAGCUUCUCCACAUAACACCAACAGCAAUAAUGAGACUCCACUUCUUCUGGCUGUAAGGACAGGCUCCUAUGAUAUGGUUGAAACGCUCAUUAUGGGAGGAGCCUUUGUGGAGCAGGUGUGUUUAAAGAAGUGGACAGCCACCCAUGAGGCCGCAAAGGUGGGCUGUGCAGACAUCCUAAUGCUGUUGCUGAGACACGGGGCAAAGAUCAUGGGUCGGGACGGGCAUGGGGUUACACCAAUGGGUAUCGCUGCAGAGUACGGCCACGCUGAUAUACUGGCUAUCCUCAUCCAAAACGGGGGCGAUGUUACCGCUCAAGCUUCCAAUGGAGACAGUGUGCUAUAUGAUGCAGCAGGCUCUGGAAACCUGGACUGCAUUGAUCUCCUCUUACAACACGGCGCUAGUCCUAACGUAGCCAGCCUUUGCUCUCAACUUCCCAUUCACCGUGCAGCCUAUGAAGGGCACUAUCUAGCUCUGAGGACCUUCAUUCCCAUUACCACUAAAAGAGCCAUUCGUUUAUCAGGGAUGAGUCCAGUUCAUUCUGCAGCGGACGGAGGUCACGUUGACUGUCUAGAGCUGCUGAUCGAGAAGGGCUUUGAUGUCAACCCCAUCCUAGGCUGCCAUAUCUCUGAAAACUACGGUGACAUGAGGAAAACUCCGCUGUACUUUGCCAUCUGCAAUGGAGAUGUCACCUGCACAGAGCUGCUUCUGAAAGCAGGUGCGAAAACGGACCUGGACCCUCUGCGCUCCCUCUUGGUGGCAGUCAGGGCUGGGAAUUACGAAUUGGUGCGGUUGCUUCUUGCCCACGGGGCGGACGCUAACUGCAUCUUCUCUGUCAUCAGUGACACAAUAUUUCCCACGGCAUUGCAGUACUGCCUCAAGGAUGAAAUGAUGCUGCGUCUGCUCCUUAACAACGGUUACCAAGCAGAGAGCUGUUUCGAGUGUUACCAUGACAACUGUGCAGCAACAUACACAUGGGCAGAGUUUCAUAGCCAGACGUACGAAAUCAAGUGUAAUCCGAACAAAGUAACUUUUUGCGAGUUCAUUAGUGUGGUAUCGGUGGCGCAUUUGGCGGGAAGAGUGGUCCAAACUCUCCUGGAUUACGUGAGUCACGUGCACAUUUGCUCCACCCUGCAACAUAUUCUGGAGAAGCAGGAGGAGUGGCCCGACAUCUGUGACAUCCUCCGAAACCCAAGGCCCCUGAAACACCUGGCCAGGCUGGUUAUCAGGACACAGAUGACACUCAGAAGACUGAACAAUCCAGAGUUCAUGCGCACUGUUCCUUUCCCCCCAGCACUGAAGAACUAUCUGAUUUACAAAGAAUAUGAUGUUUAUGGUCAAAUUGUAGAACAUUAGAUUCUAGGUAAAGGACGAGUAAUUGUUUUCUUCCUCUUAAUUAGUUUUGUAUAUGUAUUUGAUUUAGAUUUCUUUUACUUGGAUGAAAAUGUUUUGUAACAGUCAAAUUAUGUAGUAAUAUGAUUAAGGUUUGUUUUUAAAUAAUAUCAUGAUUAUAUCAGUUUCAUAAGUUAAUGGGUGAAUCUCACAAAACCUGUCAAGAACACAUCCAGGUCUCAUUUCACCCUUAAUAUUGAAGCCUAUUGUAGAACAAUUAAGACUUUAAUGAUAAUUGACAGUUUUCGUGAGAUUCACCCUUACAGUCUACAGUGCGCAAAUAUAUAUUCUGCAUCUAAUAAAUCUCUUAGACCUGAAACAGUUUGACAACACAAUUUUUAUAGAAAAGUCACUUGCUGACAUUUUAUAUUUAUCACAUGCUAAAACAUGUCUGAUAAUAAAUGUUACUCUGUUUCUUUAACCAUAACAAUAUGACAUAAAUUUCAAAUUUGACCACACGUUGAGAAAUAUCAUCAAUCUUGGCCCUGGUCCAACAACACACUUACAGAUCUUACAAAAGCUUGUGUUGCUAGUGCCCCUUGUUAUUAAAGCAACAACAUUCCUGCUCUGUCAACGCCUGCCGGCGACGCCAGUGAUACAGUGCACAUUGUGUUCCUGUCAUACACACAGAUCAAGCCUCGCUCCAUCCAGGCUGAGUGGUUGUUUGGAUCCAAUGGGACAACAAACAGCUUAUCUAACAUUUGACACUUGGACCAAAACUGAGCAUUACACACACUGGCCUGACCUAAGAGACUAUGGCUUUCAAAAUCCAUAAAUAUCUAACCAUUAGUCUACAUUCAGAUUCACAACUUUCCAAGCAGGAUUUAAUAGUAUGACGUCUACAUUGAUAAAUGCAGUAAUAAAGCACAUUUUUAUCCUGAUGAUAUCAAAAGCAAAAUGAGACCAGUAAAAGGCGAGGAGCGAAGAGGAUUUUUCAAAUCCACACAAUGUUUCAUGCCAGGCCGAUAUCAGCUCUUGAGAUAAUCUGCCCCUCACUAUUAGCUCUGUGAAGUGUUCCAUGAGCUCUAUGUGGUAUUUUUGGCACAUAUGAAAAAAACUAAAAGCACCAAAAGGCAUUCUGGGUAGUCAAAUUCUAUACAUAACCAGACGUAGUGAGUAUAGGGGAGACCAGGAAUUGUUGUCACAUUUUUGCUCCAAUUAAUAUUUCUCAGGUCCGUUUCAAUUUGAAAGUCAAUUUCCUUGAGGUCUUAACUACAAAAAAAAAAAAAAAAAAAAAAAAAAAAGAUAUUAAAUAUAUACACUGUUAUUGUCAAGAAUAAACAGUUAAUAUAACACACACAGACCUUUUGUGACAACAUGCCCCAACAGUGUCACAGGGUGUCACAGUGGGAACCUGCCAUUAAAUAGCCUAUUAUAGGCUCUUCAGCUAAAUUCAAACUGUAAAACAAUUAUGAAGCCCAAAUUAUGAAGCAGCAAAAAUGUAAACGCUAACAUAAACAUCAAACCAUUAUUUUGGGUUUAUUAUUAUUAACAAAUUAUUAUUAUGGAAUUGUAUAAAAUUACAACAUUUAAAGCACAUCAGAGCAUAACCUGCUCCAACCUUGCAUUUAUGAAAAAUACUCUUGUCCUAUGAACACAUUUCAACCUUUUAGAGUGGUUUUAUUAUUAUGUUUACUUGUUUACCCACAAGCUAUAUACAGUUAAUAUGAUAUUUGAAAUUAUCCUCAAUAUAUAUAUAUAUAUAAAAAAUUGUUCUGAACUUAUUCUAAAACAGGUUUAAACUAGGUGUUCAACACCAAAAUACAAAGCACUGUUAGAAAAAACAAAAAUGUACACAAUUUUACAAAACCUUAAAACCUUAAAGUUACUGAAAUAAAGUUCUUGCAACAACUUCCCCAUGAGACAACUAACCCCAGUCUCCACUAUAUUAAAGUCUGAUGUCUUUCAUAUAAAUUGUUCAAUAAAUCAAACUACUGUAUUAAAUAAAUCCCAUUUAGAUGCUAUAUAAUGUAUAUUUUUGUAAAAGUAAACCGCAAUAAAAAAACACUGACAAAAUUUACAGUAAAUGUUUCAAGAAAAAUAGUUUCUUUUGCUCUUUGCUGGCAUGGGAGCUUCUCUAUUAUAAGGGCAUCACUGUAUCUCUCUAAGCCAUUUCCUUAAAAUCUAUCUGCGCUUUUUUUGGACUUGAACAUUGCAAUCGCGAUUUGCUGACAGGCCUUGCUGUGACCAUGUUGUGAGCUCACAUUCUUUUUGCAGCUCUGUCUGAUUGACUCCUGCCUCCCAAAAAAGCAAUGGCAUAAUAGGCUGUGGCUUUAUCCAUUGUCUCUCUGAUCCUGCUCUAAAGACCCCCCCAGCUGCCCACCAUAAUAGAUGAGCACUCACUCUUGGUUACAUCACUCCAAAGAUCACAGAAUCCUCUUUGAUGCACCAAAACUAGACAAAACCAGGAUUUUUACACAGUGAGUAGACUACCAGGAGGCCAUGAGCACAUUUGGCUACCGUUGAGAAUUGAGUAAGUACGAGGAUUUGGAUGAAGAUGAGCUGUUGGCCUCACUGACUGCUGAGGAGCUCCAGGAGCUGGAGAAGGAGUUGGUGGAUAUUGACCCUGAUGACAAUGUUCCCACUGGACUACGACAGAAAGAUCAGACAGCUAAGACUCCCACCGGAAUGUUCAGCCGGGAUGCUCUGAUGAAAUACUGGGAAAAUGAGACCCGAAAACUGCUGGAGGAGGGAAGGAUGGGAUCCACAAGCCCUAGACAGGUCAGAGAUCUACAAACUCGAGAACUACGACGACUUAAGCUUAAGGAGUUGAGAUGCUAUAUUCGUCUUUCCAGUUUGGCUAACAUUCGCUAAAAUGGCAAAGGAAGGAUCUGAAAAGUAGAGGGACACAUUAUGCCAUAGGUCUUUGAGAGGUGAUGAUUAUCUCCCUAAAAAGUUGUGGGACAGACACAGAAAAAGUGGGGGUGGAGGAUAUGCCAAAUGGCUAUGUCUCUGUUCAUUAUAAACAAAAGCAAAGUAGUGUCUCAAAAGCAAUUUCCCUUUGCUAGAGUUUCAAAUUAUUUUAAGUACACCAAAUAUUACACCUAUAUACACUCACCUAUAUUGGGUUACUGUCACCUUCCUGUCAGCUUGGACCAGUCAGGCCAUUCUCCUCUGACCUCAGAACUGCUGCUCGCUGGAUUUUUUUUUGUUUUUCGCAACAUUCUCUUUACACUCUAGAGACUGUUGUGUGUGAAAAUCCCAGGAGAUCAACAGUUAAAGAAACACUCAAACGAGCCCGUCUGGCACCAAAAAUCAUGCCACGGUCCAAAUCACUGAGAUCACAUUUUUUCCCCAUUCUGAUAGUUGAUGUGAGAAUUAAUUGAAGCUCCUGACCCAUAUCUGCAUGAUUUUAUACAUUACACUGCUGCCACACGAUUGGCUGAUUAGGUAUUCGCAUGAAUAAGUAGAUGUACAGGUGUACGUAACAAAGUGGCCGGUGAGUGUAUGUGAGGCCUCAAAAUAACACCAGGACCAAUGGUGCCAUUUUUUGUUUUUCUAACUAUCAUAUUUUGGGUUCCAGAAAGAUGAAGACACCAGAGAAGAGGAAUGUGUGACUGAGAGUGACACCGAAGAAUCUGAGGAGGAAAAAGAUGAGGCUGAAGAAAAUGAGAAAGAAAGACAAAAGUAUCAGAAAGUUGAAGAAGAACAAGAGAAAAGUGAACUUGAGGAGCCAGUGACAGAGGAAGAUGAAGGUGAAGAAGAGAACAGCACUAAAAUGGUACCUCCACUGGAUUGUACAAAUCAGCCUCAGCAGUGUUGGUCUUCCAAUGAUCAGUCCAAUCUGAGAAUGGUAGAGCCUGUAAGAUGACACUCUCCAAUAAUGGUUGAACAAAAAGUCCAGGUUCUGGAGCCCAGUCGCUUGGCAGGAAACCCCACUGUUGUGGAUGAAGUUCUGGAGAAGAUCCUCUACAAUGACCCAGAUAACACUGAGGUCAACCUCAACAACAUUGACAACAUCUCCCAAGAGACCCUUAUCUGCUUUACAGAGGCCUUGCGUUCCAACACGCAUGUACGCUUCUUUAGUCUCGCCAACACUCAUGCCAACGACUAGGUAGCUUUUUCCAUUGCCAAGAUGCUGAGAGACAACUGCCACAUCACGAAUCUUAACAUUGAGUCCAAUUUUAUUACAGGAAAAGGUAUCCUGGCACUGGUGCAAGCCCUAACAUGAAACUGUACUCUAACUGAACUCCGAUUUCACAACCAAUGGCACAUUUGUGGAGGUCAGGUGGAAAUGGAGAUUGUGAAGUUACUAAGGGAGAAUACCACACUGAUAAAGCUGGGAUACCAGUUCGACUUUCCCGGCCCUCGUAUAAGCAUGACGACCAUUCUCACCCGCAACCAGGACCUCCAAAGACAGAAGAGGAUGCAGGAGUUGCUUCAACAGCAAGGAGGUGCAGCGACACCCACAAACCCUCGAACCAUUGCCCUUCAGAAAAGUAUGACCACCCCUUCUCCUUACGGUUCCCCUCGGAGUUCACCAUGGUCAUCCCCAAAGGUGCCACGUAUUGAUAUAGCAAAGAAGAAUGCUGCUCCUGUUCCACCACCACCACCUCCUCCUCCUCCGUCUCCACCACCACCUCCUGCACCUAAAGCCACCAGGAUGAUCGCAGAGGUCAUCAUACAGCAAGAGAAGGCCUCCAAGAAACAACAGGGUCCCACCAAAUCUAGGUCAAAAAAAGGGAAAAAAUGGGCAGUGAAGCAAGCACAGACUAACAGCAUAUUAAAAAACCUAAAGAAUGCCUUGAGACCCAUCAAUGACAGGGAUAACUCCAGACCAUCCACUCCACAAAGCUGUGCUCAUGACGAACUCAUGAAUGCCAUCAGAGGCAGCAGCAUCAGAAAUCUCAGGAGGGUGGAGGUACCGCAGCAUCUUCGGCAACCAGAUAUUAAGACCUUGAACCAAGACAAGGAAAGGUCUGUACAUGAACUAGAAUAAAAUAUCUGUACAUGAACUAGAAUCAUUUUUCAUCAUGAAUGCAUUUAUCCUCUGAAGAAUUAUUUUUGGUGGGUAUGCAUUAAAUGUCUAAAGACAAUUGUGCAACUGACAAAUUCACAACACCUUUAUUAUUAUUAUUGCAGUAACAAGCAGUAUUUUCUGUAUUGAGAGUGUCCUGGAUAGUUGCACUGUAUUAGUUUUCCAUCUAUACUUAUUUUAAUAGUGCUGUUUUUUGUUGUAGUGAUUUUUAAAAGCAUUUUCAUUGUUUUUAAAGCAAAAUGGCAAUUCUUUAGCCAUUCUUUGUAUUUGUACUUCUACCUUGACUUGUAAAUGAUUUUUAACACAAGUUCAUGUUUGUAUAAAUGUAAAUAGUCUACUUGGUUUGAAAAAUGUAAUGCCAAUAAAUGUUAAUUGAUGACCUAGCUUCAAAAAGAA
This is a messenger RNA of Myxocyprinus asiaticus (Chinese sucker), 7730 nucleotides long. Its product is annotated as ankyrin repeat and SOCS box protein 15-like. Gene Ontology annotation, molecular function: protein binding. Bases 566 to 2320 code for a protein of 584 amino acids. Lineage: Eukaryota; Metazoa; Chordata; Actinopteri; Cypriniformes; Catostomidae. Gene Ontology annotation, cellular component: cytoplasm. The record is from RefSeq and is a predicted model, not a curated record. The transcript has 10 exons. Gene Ontology annotation, biological process: intracellular signal transduction.